Molecule: messenger RNA, 1206 nt
Organism: Alligator sinensis (Chinese alligator)
Lineage: Eukaryota; Metazoa; Chordata; Crocodylia; Alligatoridae
Product: ras-related protein Rab-35-like
Exons: 5
Biological process (GO): endocytic recycling
Cellular component (GO): plasma membrane; endosome membrane
Molecular function (GO): GTPase activity; GTP binding
Source: RefSeq, a predicted model, not a curated record
UCCGUCCUUCCUGCCCUUGAACCCAGCCCUGUCCCUGCCCUGGACGUGUGGGGUCUCUGGGUGUGGAGGGGUCUGAGGGUGGAGCUGGGAUGCUGGGUUGUCUCCCCAGUUCUGCUCACCAUCCCCUGCCACCCCCUUUUGCCCCCAGGUGUGGGCAAGAGCAGCCUCCUUCUCCGCUUCGCCGACAACACCUUCUCCAGCAGCUUUGUGACCACCAUCGGGGUGGAUUUCCGUGUCCGGACUGUGGUGCUUGGGGGGCUGCGGCUGCGGCUCCAGGUCUGGGACACGGCGGGACAGGAGCGGUUCCGCACCAUCACCUCCACGUACUACCGCAACGCACACGGGGUGAUCGUGGUCUAUGACGUGACCAACCCCGACUCCUUCAUCAGCGUCAAGCGCUGGAUGCAUGAGAUCGCGGAGAACUGCGACAGCGUCUGCAAGGUGCUGGUGGGUAACAAGGUUGAGGACCCCUCACGCCGCCAGGUGCCCGCGGCCGAUGCCCGACGCUUCAGCGCCCAGCUGGGGCUGCGGCACUUCGAAACCAGCGCCAAGGACAACAUCAAUGUGGAGGAGAUGUUUGCAGCAGUGGCUGGGCAAGUGCUGAAGGCCAAGAUGGCUGCCCAGGCCAUUCGGGAGGGCCGGGGCCCUGGGGUCGUCUGUGUUGGGACCUCCAAGAAGAAGCUGGGACACCCCAGGAAGUGCUGCUGAGAUGGAGGCCCCAAGUGCCUGGGUUCUCUGGGGGCUGAGAGCAGGGGGAGCUGGGAAUCUGGGUGCCCUUCUCUUCUCCCUGCCUCAGCUUUUCCCACCCCCAGGGACCCCCUGAGACAUUUGUUCUCGGUUUAAUAAAGAUGAUUUUAGUGUGGAAAAGGUCUGUGGGGUGCCCAGACACCUGGGUUCUCUGGCAGGGGAUUGUGGGUUAGAGCAGGAUGGGGUUGGGAGCCCAGAUGCCUGGGUUUUCUUCCUUGCAAACACUUCCUGCUUAAUUUUCCCCUACCCUGUUCCUCUCCAUGAAGCAAAGCAGUCCCCUCUCCCACCAGUUAAGCCCAAUGACCUCUGUUUUGGGUUAGUGCCUGUUUGGCCCUGGGCUUCCUUCUGCUACAGCCUGGGGCCACUGCUUACACCCCUCUGCCCCCCCUUGAGAUAUCUGGUUGUUUGAGAUCUGCUCCCCUAAGCUAUUACCAAUAAAAAUGUGUAAUUCAGCUCAAA